AUGCAAAGAAUUAACAACAUUUAUUGCUUCCAGCACGAGCUCGGAUCGGGCGGGUACUCGAAGGUACAGAUGUGCGUGCACAAGAAAACCGGCCAGCAGUAUGCGGUAAAAAUUAUUGAAAAAAAGCCGAAAGAUAGAAACAAGUACUGGCUGGACAACGAGAUCAAGGUGAUGAAACGCUUGAGCACCCUUCACAGCGAUGGAAGCGGAGGGCAUACGAGUGGAUAUUUACAUGGAAAAACACCCCAAAUGCGACACCCUAACAUCGUGCAGCUUCGGGAGACGUUCGAAGACGAAUCGAAGGUCUACCUGGUCAUGGAGCAGUUGACGGGCGGUUGCCUGUUCGAUCGAAUGGAAUCGAUGGGAUUGUUCUCAGAGCGGGACGCUUCGAACCUGAUUCGGCAAGUGCUACAAGCGGUUGACUACUUGCAUGAGCAAGGCAUCGUGCACCGGGACCUGAAGCCGGAGAACCUGAUGUUCGCCAAUAAAACGCGGGACAGCAAGAUUGUGCUCAUCGACUUUGGACUCGCGAUGAUAGAGGGUUCCAGCCCCAGGGCGGGAGUUUUCGGUACGCCUGGUUACAUGGCGCCGGAAAUGCUGGCCAAGAAACCCUACGGUAAGGCGGUGGAUCUGUGGAGUAUAGGAGUUAUCACGUACUGCCUACUGUGCGGGUAUCUACCUAUAGACGACGACGACGAAGACAUUUUGUACGCUAAGAACGAGAUUGGUGCGUUCCAGUUCGACUCACCAUCAUGGGACAAGUUCAGUGACUCGGCAAAGGAUUUCAUUGCCAAACUGAUGUGCCUAGAUGUGGAGAAACGGCUCACCUGUAAACAGGCCCUGGCGCAUCCCUGGAUCUCGGGCCAAGUGAAGCCGUAG
This is a messenger RNA of Anopheles nili, 879 nucleotides long. Its product is annotated as calcium/calmodulin-dependent protein kinase type 1-like. NCBI's taxonomy places the organism in Eukaryota, Metazoa, Arthropoda, Insecta, Diptera, Culicidae. The transcript has a single exon. Bases 1 to 879 code for a protein of 292 amino acids. Gene Ontology annotation, molecular function: calmodulin binding; ATP binding; calcium/calmodulin-dependent protein kinase activity. The record is from RefSeq and is a predicted model, not a curated record. Gene Ontology annotation, biological process: protein phosphorylation.